AUGGGUGGGAUAUUACUCCCUACGCUGGCCGAUUCGGUCAAGCAUGAUCUUCAGCACCCAUCGAAAUGCUCGACCAGAACCGUGACCACUUUGCGACAGCUGUUUAUGAGCACCGUGAACGAUGAGCUACCAAAGAAAACAAAAACGUCGAAACGAGCAACUGCAAGCAAGCCAUCUUCAAGACCCACGCGAACCAUCAGAGUCCGAGGCACUUCGAAGAAUGCUCUUCCCCCACAGCCGAUGAACGAGGAAAACCCGCCGGUAUUGUCAAAACACGAAAAGCUGGUACUUGCGACUGAAGUGUUUAAUAUCGCAUCAAAACUGCUCUCUGAGCAUAUCAAGAAGCAUUCAUCUCCGCGAAUUACCAAGACAGCUGGGGAAAAUGGAAGUCAACAAGUUAGGACUACCAGCCCGGCAAAAAUACCGUUGCAGCCAGCAUCGCCCAACCCCAAAGUUCACCAAGCGGAGAACCCGAAGAAGAUCCCAGAAGAAGGUAUAAAACGCAACGGGAACUGCCGAAUCAAUCUAAUCGCGGAGUGUGCCAUACUAUCAUUAGAGAUUCUCCGCAGUAUACGAAUCUCCGAAGACAAUUUCGACCCGAAUAACAUACAUCUUGGGCAGGGAAUAAAUAUACUGGUUGGGAAACUAUUGAUUCUUGGACUCCAGGACUUGGCCCUAAAGGGGUUGUGGAUGCUGAAAUCCACUCUUCUGAUUGCCAUUGAAGCGGAGCGAACGAAAAGAACAAAUGGGUUCGAGAGAAAGUAUCUGGAUUCGCAGAAUGCUUCGCUGGAAUCACUCCUAGAAUUCCAAACCCUUCCAGAAAAUGGGUCACUUCUACAACUUAUGGUGUCCUUUCAAUCCUAUGCUUUCAAAGUUCUUUUAAUCGAUGGGAACUUCACCACCGGCCAUAAAGCUCUUCAACAACUGCGGUUAGGGAAUCCAUGCAGCCCUACGAAUACCAUUCUAGCAGCAAACAAAAUAGGAAUUGUCCCUGACGAUAGGGCAGCCCAACAGCUCCAGUUUCAUUCACAAAAUGUGCUAACUUACUCCAUCAUACUCUCUCCUGCAGAGGAGAAGCAAGCUCUAAUCACUCGUCCAGAAAAUCCAAUGGUCCCUUUACUACUUCAGUUCCUGGCAUUGGAAAUCCGCUGUAUCUGGUGGAAACUGUCCGGCCAUAAGUUGGACCUAGCUAAAGAACUUUGGGGCCCGCUUUCCCGAUUUAUUUCGACUUACGUUCGACGGUGCCCCAAUUCUCACAAGCAUGAGUUUGAUGCCAUUCAGGCUGCGUUUAAUCAAUUGGAAGCCCGGCUAGAGUCAAUUAAACCCCUAGGAGAUGAUGAAUACAAGUCUUCAUCGAUGGCUACAGUUGUAAAAACACUUGGCCAAAUAGCUUACAGCGCUGGCCGGCUAGAAACCGCGGCUGAACUUUGCGAGGCUUCCUCUACGUCGCUCGGCGAUGUACGGCCAUUGCAACGUGCAAUAUACCAAUGUCGAAAGGCUUUACUGAAGGUUGAAUCACUGAAGUCACAGUCUACUUCAGAGUCCGAAGCUUUCCAGGCAGUCAAUGAAGCUGCAACAAAUUUGACUGCAUCCAUGAAGGGUAAUCAAAACGAACUGGACGAGCUACUCAUGGAAAGUGCGCUCCUUAAGAAAAUAAUCAUGAAACAUAUAUCUCAAAUGGAACCAUCUUCCAAGAAACGACUAGAUGGCCCAAACACGACCCAUGAUUCAGCCCUAGCUUAUUUGACGAGUUUUCUAAAAUUUCUUAUACGUUACCUGGCACCAGCAGUCCACGCUUCUCAGCAAGAUGAUUCUAAUGCCGUGACGCAAUAUCUGCAAAGAUGCGGUAACAUUGUUUUGGCGGCAAUAGAUUCGGGGAUUGCUGUUGGAAAACUUUCUUCAGGCUGCGGUUCGCUAUCCUGGGCCAAAGUUGAGGCCCUUCUGCCCAUUUGUGUCUCACUCAGUCAGCUACUGCAAAACCUCGGUACUUCGUGUGAACUAGAGAGCUGUCUAUCUGGCGAAGCGUCAGUUCGGUUACUAAGAAUAUCGAAUUUAUACUGGGCAACAUAUAUGCGGUAUAAAGACCUUGGUAAUGGCCCUGUUGAAUUGCUUCUACCCGUGGAACAGGCUACAAGUAUCCUGCAACAUUCCGCCCUUACGGAACAGAUAUCAGGACUUCUUGCAAUUAAAUUCGAGAGGCAGGCAGCGUUGUAUUCAGAAAUCGGCAAGUCCAAACAAUCGACCAAAGCAUAUACCUCGGCAAUUCAUACCCAUUUUGAAGCAGGGGUUUUAGCAACUGCCUGUCAACUGUCGUCUAAGGAACAUCCGCGUCUUAUUUGGAAGGACCCUAAAGGACCCGGGUAUGCCCUCAACCGGGUUUUAAGCUGCUAUAUCAAGGAGCAAAUCAAAUGUGCUUCAGGAGCAAAUUCGGUGAUAUAUGAUGCUGAAGAUCUCAAACCAUGUCAGCGAGCAACUCUUCUUGAACAGGAACUGAACAUCCUCAUGGGACUUAAUGGCCCUUCAGCGUCAUCCAUAGUGACGGAGACUCUUCCGCCGUUAUUGUCAACAAUCCUCUCUUUGUUGCCCUUGGACACCUACCCGAUCCGCCGAACAAGGAUUAUCCAUCAAACCCUGCAGUAUCUGCUAGAAACUAAUGCGAAUUCCAGCAAGGAAUUUUCCAAAUUUAUUCUUACUGAAGCAGCCCACUGUUUGUCCUCCUCCAUUUUACCGGCCGAAGAUAAAGAUUUGGUUUUAUUUCGAGACGAUCUUCAGGCAUCAUUAAUGAUCACUGUUGCAUUCUAUUCAGGUAUGACGCCUUUGAAUGUUUUUGAGAACGCCAUCCAGACCUGGGUCGUUAUUGUUCAAGGCUGCGAGUCAUGGGAAGCUGUCCAAAACCGGAUCGGGGACCCUCUUUCCUUAAUCAUUCAUUUACGCAGUUUGUCAGAUUAUCUUGAAAUCAGAGGGCUGUGGAGACUGAGGAUAUCUGCCCUUGUUACUAUCAGUCAACUACUUAUUCUGCAAGACAAGCCAGACUUUUCAAUGAUGGUUUCUUGUUAUUCAUCCAUUGCUCUCCAAUACUGCCGACUAGGGUAUUUGGACAAAGCUUACUAUAUGCAUAACAGAACUAAGGCAGUUAUACAAGAACAUACAAUAUCUCCCCAUGCAUUGCUUUCCUGGCAUCUGAGCUUUGCGGAGUAUAUUUUAGAAAGGGGAGAUCACUCAAAGAGUAUCGAGAGCAUAUUUCAAGUUCAAUCAGUGUUUGAUAACGUUUCUGCGGAUCUUUCAAAGGAAACUUUCCAAACGAGGACUGCAUCUGAGCGUUUGGCAACGGACGCUGCGACUAUAUUAUCUCGGUCUUUCUACGCUAAGGGAUAUCCUAAUGAAGCAGCUUACUAUGCAAAACGUGCUGUCAAGCUUAGUAGUCGAUUAUGGACCCGUCUAGAGAAAUAUGUCGAAGCAAAGUCAGAGAAGCAUUGCAGAGAUAAGAGCACAGAUCCAGACUCCCUUGCAGAUGGUAUAGCCACUCUCCAUAUCCGUACGAAUAACAGCAGCCCACCAAAAAGUCACUUCGAAGGCUCCGUUUACUGGCCAUAUAUGUCUUCUCAUGUCGCGGCGUUACUUCAACUAUCAAGAAUCUCAGAUCACAAUGGAAUCUUCCAGGAUGCAGUCUAUCACGGAGAACAAGCAAUAGCUGUUUGUGAUGCGGUGGGUGCUCAAGCACUAUCCUCCCUCAUUAGAGCAGAACUAGGCGAUCGUUUUAUUCGAGGAGGCCGUACGCACAAAGGAGCCGAGCUCCUUGAAAAGGUACACGCCCUACCCCAGGAAGAAUGCGAUUUUCCCCUGUCCAUUUCAGUCAAUAUGCAUAUGGCAUCUCUCCACGUCCAGCGAAAGGAAGUUGAAUGCGCUUAUCGUGUUGUUUCGGAUUGCAUUAAUGCCCUCUCGGGUUUCACCAACACUAGCACUGUGGAUUCUUUGGACCCUUUCAUCGAGCCUAUAAAGGAAAUUGUCAAACAAGCGAGGGAUAUGAAUAUUUCUUCCCCAAAAAAAUCAGGUUCUCGCUCUGCUACCAGCACUACACGCUCGCGCAGUGCUAGAAAACUACGCCAGGCCAAAUCGGUCGCUCGGUCGAACACCCCUAUUCCUGAUGAAUCAGAAAGUGCGCAAAAUCAAACGCUUGCUACACGACUUCGCAGCAGUCUCAUCCGAAAGCAAGCCAUGCUUUUGCUUGCAUCACAACAAUUUGACCAAGCCGCCGGUUUACUUGAUCAAGCGGAUAAGAUCCUCGAAGCAGAAACGGCAAUAUCCAGUAAUAAGCUUUGUCGAGUGCAUUAUAUGCUAGGGCUAGCGGUGCAGCAGCUCUCUGCACAUUCCGUUUACUGUGUUCUCCCAGAGUCAACUAUUUCACUUCCAUCUUUAGAUUCGGGAGGCCAGGGUUUAAAAGGGAGCUCGCGAUCAAAAUCACGGCCUGGAAAAACGGCGAAAACUGCCAUACAUUCUGAAAUUAACUUUUCAGAAACGCUAUCCACCGCAAGCAAAGUCCUUGCAGAUAUCUCUUUGCCAAUAUCCCGACAUGGGUCUAGUAAGGAGGGUCAUGAAGCCUCAUAUCUUCGAAGCCGAACGUCUAUGCUAGCUUUUGCAACAUCAACAACGAGAAGCUGUGACGCAGAUCCAUGUCUCAUUGCUCAUUCCAUCGAGCUGGGUCGCAAUUCCGCAUUCGCACGCGACCAUUUGUCAAUUGUCUCGGAUAUAGAACUAUCGAAUCAAAUGGGUCGUUUGGAUUGGCCCGCCCUCCCAUCCGCCAAUUUGGAUGUAGCGCUUUCGGAGGAGGCUUGUUUCAUGGAAAACUACGUCGAGAUCCUCCCUCCUGAAUGGGACGUCAUAUCAAUAACCCUUUGCCCGAGUCAAAAUGAGUUUAUCAUAUCCAAACUGCGCCAGGGCCAAUGUCCGUUGAUAUUGCGUCUACCGCUCAAAAGAGGCGGCGAUGAUGACAUGGACGAGGAUACAUUUAGCUUUCAGGAGAGCAAAGCGGAACUUCUAGAAAUCAUUCGUCUUGCCAAUGCCAGUGCUCAUAAUACCGGCACAUCUCUUGGUAAGAGAGAAAAGAAAGCAUGGUGGGAAACCCGGGAAAAUCUCGACAAACAGCUUCAAGAUCUUCUACAAAAUAUCGAGACAGUAUGGUUUGGGGGAUUCCGUGGCAUAUUUUCUCAAGCCCCUAGGAAUGAUCCGCUCUUACGGAAAUUUACCGCUUCCUUCAAAAAAAUCCUUGACAAGCACCUUCCGUCAAGAAAGGAGAAACGAGGAAAGGCCAAGGCUACAUAUCCAGCUUUUGAUCCUUGGGUGAUGGAACUUUUUGUCAAUAUCGGCAGACUUGACGACGAGAUGAAUCCAGAAGAUGCUGUUAUGGAUCUGUUAUAUUAUGUCGUUGAUAUCCUUCAGUUUCACGGUGAGACAAACGCAUACGAAGAAAUAGAUUUCGAUAUGAUGGUAGUGGAAACAUUAAAUUUGCUACAUCGUUAUGCGGACGAAUGCAAGUGGGAGCAAGCGCCAACACCCCCUCGACACACCAUAUUGGUUCUGGAUAAGUCACUCCAUGCAUUUCCCUGGGAGUCUAUGGAGUGCCUGAGAAAUUGUUCAGUCUCACGCAUGCCCUCACUUGACAGCGUCAGAGACCAGAUAUUACGGCUGACAUCCCAGGAGAGACAUGAAGGUGGUCAAUUCGGAUUCUAUGCUAAUCGAAAUAGCGGCACUUAUUUACUGAAUCCAGCUGGUGAUCUCAAAUCUACGGAGGAUCUUUUCAAGGAGCCACUUUCCGCAUUGAAAGGUUGGUCCGGCCGAGUAAAGACGGCACCAACGGAAGAAGAAUUUGAGUCAUCGUUGCGAACUAAAGACAUCCUGUUAUACUUUGGACAUGGCAGUGGAGCUCAGUAUAUCCGAGGUCGAACUAUUCGAAGGCUGGAUAAGUGCGCUGUGACCUUCCUUAUGGGGUGCAGCAGCGGUGCGAUGACUGAGGCUGGUGAAUUUGAAUCAUAUGGGACCCCGUGGAACUAUAUGCAUGCUGGGACACCAGCUCUGGUAGCAACUCUCUGGGAUGUCACUGAUAAGGAUAUUGACAGGUUCACUGCCUCUGUGUUUGAACAAUGGGGACUUUUACCAGCCCCGGCCACGACUGCGAAAGGGUCCGUUGCAUCAGCUUCAGGUAUCAAAUACACAGGCCAAGUCGGCCUAGACACGGCCAUAGCUGGCUCCCGGGAUACUUGUAUUCUCAAAUACUUGAAUGGAGCAGCACCGGUUGUAUAUGGAGUUCCUGUCUUUUUGAAAUAA
Molecule: messenger RNA, 6321 nt
Organism: Trichophyton rubrum CBS 118892
Lineage: Eukaryota; Fungi; Ascomycota; Eurotiomycetes; Onygenales; Arthrodermataceae
Product: separase
Exons: 3
Coding region: 1-6321 (2106 amino acids)
Biological process (GO): meiotic chromosome separation; proteolysis
Cellular component (GO): mitotic spindle; centrosome; cytoplasm
Molecular function (GO): protein binding; cysteine-type endopeptidase activity
Source: RefSeq, a predicted model, not a curated record